GUCUGCAGGAAAGAGGCUGUUUCUGUUCAGCCGCAGUUCAUCUCUUCCUCUCAUUCUGCUGCAGCCGCAGUUCAUCUCUUCUCUCAUUCCGGGGUAAAUAAAGCGGCUGCUUGUUGUUUUGUUGUUGUUUUUUUUUACCAACAACUCUGUCCUCAGCACCUGGAAUUCCUCCUCCUGUAACUCUGUCAAGUAGAGGAAUGUUCCUGCAGCGUUAGCCGGCUGGCCGUCUGCAGCGAUGGGCUCCGAGGAGCGAAGUUCAGCCAAGAUCUCCUCCAUGUCCCGCAGCAACAGCAGCUCCUCGUCCAAACUGGACAGCAGACAGGACAGCUGGGAGAUAGUGGAGGGUCUGCGGGGAGGCUUCAGCAGCGUCCUGGAGCCCCAGAAACAGGAGGGCUUCAUGCUAAAGAGGAGGAAGUGGCCCUUGAAGGGCUGGCAUAAGAGAUACUUCUUCCUGGACAAGGGCAUUCUGAAGUAUGGCAAGUGCAGCGCUGAUAUUGAGAAAGGGAAACUGCAUGGCUGCAUUGAUGUGGGUCUCUCUGUCAUGGCUAUUAAGAAGAAAGCCAAGUGCAUCGAUCUUGAUGCUGAGGAAAACAUCUAUCACCUGAAGAUUAAGUCACAGGAGCUGUUUGAUGAAUGGGUUUCCAAGCUGCGUCACCAUCGUCUCUAUCGGCAGAAUGAGAUCGCCAUGUACCCGCCGGAGAAGUCCUUCUACUACCCCCACUACCCCUCCCCCAACUCCCCCAGCAUGGCCGAGAGCUCCAUCAGAAAGUGCAUGUCUAUACGCAGACAGUCCACCGUGCAUUCUGCAGCAGCGUUUCCUCUAAGCUGCAACAGUCAGGCCAAGGUCGCUGCCUGGCUCCAGUCUUCUGACGACAUGGACAGGUGCUCCAAAGAUUUGUCGGUGUGCGAGGCCAACCUGCUGGAGCUCAACCAGCUGCUGCAGAGCAUGGAAGUCCUGCACCGGACAUAUUCUGCUCCAUCCAUCCAAGCACUGCAGGCGUCUACAUAUGACAGUCCCAAGAAGGAAAAGAGACUACCAAAGAAAUGGCGCAGUAAAAACUACAACAAAGAUGUCAAAACAACUCUGCAGGUCCCCAGCUGCAUCUAUGCUGGCUCCAUCCGCCUCCACGCCUCCAACCCCAACCUCUCCUCUGCUGCUCUCGCUAAUGACAAAGCUGACACUGAGUCACUGGAUUCAGCUUUUGAUGUGGCCAAGCUGCAGGAGGACUUCUGCCGCGUCGCCACCAACUUGCAUGCCACCAUGAAGACGGCCCUGAGCUCACUAACGUCUGAGAGAGAGAGAUUAAAACAGGUGGUGGACCACGAGACGCUUCCCCCGACCUCUCCGCAGGUUGUCGGGUUGAAAAACGCCCUGGCAACGGCUUUAGCCCAGAACUCUGAGCUGAGAGAGCGCCUGUGCAAGAUUCAUGCGGAGUCCCACAUCGUAGACUCACUAAUAAAUCUCUCUGCUCCUGUGCAGAAACAGGAGUCUGUGGAUGAGUCCCGUCCUCUCGUGCACCAAGUCUCCAAUGAGAGCAGAGCUUCAAUCACAGAGUCUCUGUCUGAGUUCUUCGAUGCUCAGGAAGUUCUGCUGUCUGCCAGUUCUUCAGAGAACGAGGUGUCAGAGGAUGACUCAUACAUCAGCGACAUUAGUGACAACAUCUCUAUGGACAACUUUAGCAAUGAGACGGAAAGUGAGAGACCAAACUCAGGCUCGGUCCUCUGCCAGCGCAGAUCCUGUCUGCCCUCGGCCAGCCCCAACAACAGCACCGUCAGCCUGUGGAACAUCCUCAGGAACAACAUCGGCAAAGAUCUGUCCAAAGUGGCGAUGCCUGUGCAGCUUAAUGAGCCGCUCAACACCCUGCAGAGGCUGUGUGAGGAGCUGGAGUACAGCGAGCUGCUGGAUAAGGCUGCCAACACACAGGACCCGUUUGAGCGUAUGGUAUACGUAGCUACGUUUGUGGUAUCAGGCUAUGCUUCCAGCUACUACAGAACAGGAGGAAAGCCUUUCAACCCCGUCCUGGGGGAGACAUACGAAUGUGAUCGGCCAGAUAAAGGCUUCAGAUUUGUUGCAGAGCAGGUCAGCCAUCACCCACCGAUCUCAGCUUGCCACGCAGAGUCUAAAAACUUCAUCUUCUCACAAGACGUAAGGUGUAAGAACAAGUUCUGGGGGAAAUCAAUGGAGAUCGUUCCUGUGGGCACCACUCAUGUAACUCUGCCGGGCUUUGGAGACCACUAUGAGUGGAACAAAGUGACGUCCUGCAUCCACAACAUCCUCAGUGGACAGCGCUGGAUCGAGCACUACGGGGAGAUCUCCAUCAGAAACUCCAGCAGCGAUAUUUGUCAGUGCAAGAUCACUUUUAUUAAGGCCAAAUACUGGAAUUCCAGCGUGAAUGAGGUGGAGGGAGCGAUCACAGACAGUAAAGGGAAGGUCAUCCACAGACUCUUUGGAAAGUGGCAGGAAGCCGUUUUCUGUGGAGACCCGCCCUCAGCCACAUGCAUCUGGAGAGCACAUGCAAUGCCAGUAGACCUGGAGCAGUACUAUGGUUUCACCAAGUUUGCUAUUGAACUCAACGAGUUGGACCCAUCCCACAAACUGCUGCUCCCACCGACAGACACCAGGCUACGUGUGGACCAAAGGCUGCUGGAGGAGGGGAAGCUGGAGGCUGCAGAGGAGCAGAAGCAACGGAUUGAACAGCUGCAGAGAGAGAGACGGAGAGUCCUGGAGGAGAACAGCGUCACACAUCAACCCAAGUUCUUCAGGAAGUCAAAGGAUGAUACCUGGGUGAGCAACAACACAUACUGGGAGCUGAGGAAGGACCCUGGCUUCACCCAAAUCGAUUUUCCGAUGCUGUGGUGACCCCUGAACUUUAGAUCACACACAUUUCAACUUGCACAGCCUCUACUGUGAUCAGGCUGGGUUCAGUCUCACCGACUUCAUUCAGUACUGUUCUUCUUUGUUACAGUUCAUCAAAGUUAUUGCCUUAAUAGCAAGUGCUUAUGUAAGUUGUGUUAACAUGUUUAUGCAAACAUAUUAUGAGAAUGUUGAUACUUUUAAGCAAAUUUUGCCCAUAUUUUCACCUGAUAUGUAACACUGUAUCACUGAAACUGAGAAAAGGAAAACUACUUGGUGUAAAGGAUGAUGAAUCCUUUUCAUAACUGGUCUUCACUAGCUUAUAAUGUCUUGAACAACUGGUCACUUUAGCUGUCGUCUUAUCAUGGACAUUCUCUACCUCUGAGAUAAACUAGCCUUGAUAUGCCAUUGAUGAAGUGUACACAUCCAAUAUUUAUUCUGCACCUGCCUGAUGCCUUACUCGUUGUACUCAUAUUGUUUAAUUUAUUUUUGUUGCAUCUCUGAGAUCGUUAUAAAACAUCUAUGUUUUGUAAGGACCAAACAACAAUUGUUCAAUGAUCUUUAGAUCCUUACUCAACUUUUCUGUCUGUCUUAUAAGAGUAAUUACAGCUUUUUGCUAUGACUGUGAAAGAUUGUGCAACUCUGAGCAGCAGUAGCAACCAUUUUUCACUCAAUCCACUGCAUCAUUGUCUACCAGGACCCUGGGCUUUCGGAUCAAAAGUGUCCAAAACUUUGCUCCAUGAGCUCAAAUAAAGUCUCUGAUGCUUU
This is a messenger RNA of Centropristis striata (black sea bass), 3622 nucleotides long. RefSeq names its product oxysterol binding protein-like 3b (gene osbpl3b). The transcript has 23 exons. NCBI's taxonomy places the organism in Eukaryota, Metazoa, Chordata, Actinopteri, Perciformes, Serranidae. The coding region runs from base 236 to 2860 and encodes 874 amino acids. The record is from RefSeq and is a predicted model, not a curated record. Gene Ontology annotation, cellular component: cytosol; intracellular membrane-bounded organelle; perinuclear endoplasmic reticulum. Gene Ontology annotation, molecular function: cholesterol binding.